UGAAUGAAUGAACUGUUUGAAGUGUUAAUUUAAGUACUUUAGUUAUUAGGCUUAGUCUGAAGUCAGCCAGUAACUCAAUAUCUUUGCACAUGACAUCUUUGCACAAUUCAUUGCAAUACCUUAUAUAACUGCUGCUAUUAUAUUAACUGUUUAUUCCAGCACCUUUACACAUGUGCUAUAAAAUAUCCAGUAUAUACACUGGUCAGCGCUGCUUUUGUGUAUUGUCUUGUAGUGUUUUGUAUUGUUUGUUUGCACUGUCUUUUGUCUCGCACUGUUUGCACCAGGUGGCACAGAUGCACUUUACAGUGUCUAGGACUAACUUUCUCUAAAUCCUUAGCUCUGUGUUGUUCUAUGUAGCACCAUGGUCCUGGAGAAACGUUGUCUCGUUUCACUAUGUACUGCGUCAGAUAUAUAUGGUUGAAAUGACAAUAAAAGCUUCUUGACUUGACUCUUGAUUUGAUUAGCCAGGGGAGUCAUGUUGAGCAACAAAAGCAGAUGGGCUACAAAAGCAGAAUACUACAUUAGGUUCCACACUGGUAAUUCAAGAAUGAGAGCCUGAAUCUACAGUGUGCAAUCGCACCAUCUUGGACAGUUAAAGGUCAAAAAAUAAAACGCAAUAUUUCUCCGAAUUGUGGUUCCAAUGAGCAGGACUUAUGGGGCUCAUAUUAAAUUGACAUUAUUAUUAUUAUUAUUAUUAUUAUUAUUAUUAUUAUUAUUAUUAUUAUUAUUAUUAUUAUUAUUAUUUGAACCAGGUUUAAACCAGCAACAAUAAACUCUGCUUAUUUACCAUUAGAGACAAGCUCAGAAUCAUUUACACUUGCACUAACAGCAUCUCGUUUAUUUUGUUAUUAUAUUUGUUGUGAGAUUGUGUGUAAAAAGGUGAAAAAUAUUAAUAGGCAUUCUUUAUUAAUAAUUAUUUUUAUUUAUGAAAUAAUAAACACAUAUUUCUUAUUUAUAGGUGUAAAAAUAUCCGAGUUUCUUGAAAGAAGCACAAGUAAUUCUGUUAUUGUUCAUUUAGUUUUCAAUUUUUAUUUACAUCCAGGUAUUUCAGAAUAACAAUAAGAAGAAAAUAUCAAUUUCUUGUAAAUUCCGCUCAAGGUAUUUAUGGUUGACAAAUCGAGGGGACCUCAGAAUAGAGUCUAAGCCUGGCCCUUUAGUAUACCAUGGAUGAAUAUUAUUGCUUUGUACUGAUAAAAAGCACAUCAAGAAUAUAGCAUGAUACAUGUGGCCUAACAUUAGGUGAGAUAAAUGUGUGAAAAAUGAAAGAUGACAUUUGCUGGAGCUGCAUAAAUGGAGAUGGUUAUCUCAUAGAAAGUCCAAGCUGAGGGAAAUAAAGCCUAAUCUGUCCUCUGUGACUAAGCUAAAAUGGGCAUGGAUUAAGGAAUUAAGGAGGCCAGUGCCUAUAAGAUCCAGUGAACUUUUGUAUAUCUAUGUAUUUCAAACCUGCAAUUGAUGAAAGCAAAUAUUAAGGCUUGAGCUUAGCCCAAGAACUGAUCUUCUCUUAUAUGAUCUUCACAGAACAUAUAAUAGGCUUGAUUGUCCAGAUAAAAUGUGAUUAUCAUUUCCAUCCUUUUAGCUGUUAUUAAUUAUUUCACUCAAGUCACUUUUACUUAACUUUUUCUUUAUAAACUCUUUCAGGGAAUCAUUUUCACGCUCCUGAAAGUUUCAUUACUCAUAAUCCACUUAUAUUGAAAAAUAUUGAACAGUAAUGUUUUCUUGAAGUGAUUUUGCUAAGCUAUGAUCUACUGUAAUAUUAGACACUGAGGAGGAAUAUAAGCCAGGAACAUUGUCACAAAAGAGGGUCAUGCAGUGCAUGAGAAUAUGAUGUUCAAAAGUGGGGAUGAUGUAAAAACAUAACUCUGUCUUUUGGUCUAUUAUCACAAUGGCCUUUAAAAUACAGUAGGGAUGAAGCCUCCAGCUGGUGUACAGAACUAGGAGAAGGAGACUAGAGAGAGUGGGAGGGCAUGGACAAACAGGUGGGAUAACGACCUCGACAGCCAUCAUGUGAGGUGACUGGGGAAGUGCUGACUGAGGCAACCUGAAACAAAGUCUCCAAAGUGGCCAGACUAUCCUGGACUUGGGUUGGCUCAUGCUGGCACACAAAAAGGCCAUCUCAGUCAGCGGUCCACUCAAUCGAUGAAAAGAUAAUUCCCCCCGCGCAGACCUCAUGCAAUGCUGGGGCCCGUUUGCAGACCCUGACAGAGAGAGAUCAAGCAGAAAGGAUAUGAGUGGGAAACUUCAAAACCCGCUCAUGUUUCUGGGUCCGUGAAAGGAUUUGUAUAACACAUUCACUUUUUGAUGGACUUUCCCAUGUUUCCCUGGACAGCCCUUUUUGUGGAUGUGUUUGAAUAAAGUUUCUCUUAUGUUUUAUCUUUUUUUUUUUUUUGAGAAAGUAAACGCUAUGUGUGAGCUUGUUUUGCAGCAAUGCUGGCCAAUGCGAGGUCAGUCAGUCUCAUGCAGCAAGUGGAAGCAUAUGGAGUACCGCUGACUCCUCGGCUGCCAGGGAAUCGGGUGCUGACAUGGAACAUAUAGGUUUGAUUCUUUUUCUGUUAUCUAAAUUAUUAAUAAUUAGAGCACAGUUCAAUGGAUACAACUGUGAUGCCAACUUUCAUAGCCGUUUUCCUGCUGAGCGGGACAUCAGCGUGUACUGUGGAGUACAAACCAUCACUCUUAAGAUUAACUUCUGCCCGGUGCUUUUCUCUGGCUACAUUGACACUGACUUAGCCCUAAAUGGGCGCCAUGGUGAUGCCCAUUGCCGAGGGUUCAUUAACAACAACACCUUUCCUACAGUAGUGUUAUUCAGCAUCAGCCUUAGCACAUUGGAGGCCUGUGGCAACUUGCUAGUGGUAUCCAAAGCACAGGGUCCCAAUGCGUAUGGGAACCUUUCAUUGGUGCAGAUUGGGAAUAUAUCAGGGUACAUUGACACACCUGACCCUCCUACUGUCAUCAGCUACCUGCCUGGACUCCUCUAUAAGUUCAGCUGCAGCUAUCCACUGGAGUACCUAGUGAACAACACUCAGCUGGCUUCGUCUGCCGCAGCGAUUUCAGUAAAGGACAGCAAUGGUACAUUUGUAAGCACACUGAACUUACUGCUAUACAAUGACUCCACAUACGUUCAGCAUCUGGCAAUCCCAAUGGAAGGCCUCACUCUGAAAACUCGUGUGUUUGCUGCGGUCAAAGCCACAAACUUGGACAGGAGGUGGAAUGUGCUGAUGGAUUACUGUUACACCACUCCAUCUGGGAAUCCUAAUGACAAGCUCCGAUACGAUCUUUUCGUUGGGUGUGACAAGGACCCUCAGACAACAGUGUUUGAAAAUGGAAAAAGUCAGAUGGGACGUUUCUCCUUUGAGGUAUUCCGCUUCGUCAAGCACAAGAAUCAGAAGAUGUCCACUGUCUUCCUGCAUUGUGUGACCAAGCUGUGCCGCUCAGACGACUGCCCAAUGCUUGUGCCGAUUUGUGGAAUGCGUAAGAAACGGGAUGUUCCAGAGAGUUCGGAGUCUCAUGCAGUAUCGGGAAAUGCUGUUAUAACUGCAGGACCCAUUAUCACUAGGAGUGAUGAAACCCCAACCAACAACUCUCAGCUGGCCCCGCUAAACAGUAGUCCAUUCAAGAUGACCUCUGUAACGAGUGCUCUCAUAUCUGGCAUUAUCAUCCUGGCUGUAAUGAGCAUGUGCUUCUUUAUCUUCUCUCUGACGCUCUUGAAGGGGAAACGCCCACCUCCAACGCCACUGGCUGGGGCUCACAAUCCAGCUUUCAGUUAAAUAAACAGACACAGAUACACACACCAGCUUACUGGUGCAUUCUGUGGGAAUGUUGCAUUUAAGUUGGUAAAUAUGAUGAAUUUUGGUUAAUAUUAUUAAACAUAUGUCUCAUAUGGAAAUUUAUCACGAUAGUUUUUGUGAUUUUUGACUAAAUAAUAAUGACAGGCUUUUGUUAGGAGCAGACACUAUCUAUAGUCAUAAACAUUAUACAGAGAUUAUACAGAAUAUAUAAUAUAGAACCAACAUAAACAAUGCAUUUUGAACAGCCACAUACUGUAGCUAAAAAUGCAUACAGUUGGACAAAAUUUCACCCCAUAGAGCAAUCCAAUCUAAAAGCUCCCCAGGUAAGAUAUUUACACCACUAUUAGGAUACAUAUUUACCUAUAAAACUAGUCAAUGUAGUAAACAUUUACGUGUAGUGCACAACGAUUCCAGUGAAACAGCACAUUUUAGACAAACGUGCUUCAUCAGCUGUGUAAGCAAUGUACACUGCAGUUAUGUCUGGGAUUCUGUCAAUAAAACUAUAGUCUAAAAAAUCUAUAGUCAUAUACUAUUGUAUAGCAUAAUCUGAAAUAGAGAACAGGUUUGAAUGAUACGAAUCAUAUUUGUUGUACAUUUGUUUAAAUCAGUAAGCAAACCUACAGCUCUGUUUAUACAGGUAUUUAAGUAACAGCGUGGAUCCAAAUCUGUGAGAGUGAAUCUUAACUUAAAGUCAAUACCUCAGUCUCUCACCAUCUGAUUGCAGGGUGUAGGAUCUAUUACAUUUCCGUGCAUAGACACAGGUACAUUUUACACUUCAUUUAUCACAUUGUGCCACAACUAUUAGGCUGCAAUAAAGUCAAAGUGCAAGAUAUAAGGAAGAGGGAAAGAGGGACUAGGUAUAACACAUCAUGAAGGAGACUUGCAGCCUGAUUGAUGUGGUUGC
Molecule: messenger RNA, 4686 nt
Organism: Tachysurus vachellii
Lineage: Eukaryota; Metazoa; Chordata; Actinopteri; Siluriformes; Bagridae
Gene: zpld1a
Product: zona pellucida-like domain containing 1a
Exons: 11
Coding region: 2520-3761 (413 amino acids)
Cellular component (GO): cell surface
Source: RefSeq, a predicted model, not a curated record